This is a messenger RNA of Gavialis gangeticus (Gharial), 3012 nucleotides long. RefSeq names its product CD81 molecule (gene CD81). NCBI's taxonomy places the organism in Eukaryota, Metazoa, Chordata, Crocodylia, Gavialidae. Bases 144 to 845 code for a protein of 233 amino acids. The transcript has 8 exons. Gene Ontology annotation, cellular component: membrane. The record is from RefSeq and is a predicted model, not a curated record.
CAGCCCAGUUUUCUGCCUAUGUUGUGCUCUAGCUCGAAGAAGAGAAGCUGUGAUCAGCCUCUGCAAGAGCAGCAGCUGCAUCUCACGCGCUGAUUUAUCAGGCCACAGGGUGCAGGCAGCUUUGCUCGCAGAAAUUUUUAGCAAUGGGAGUGGAAGGCUGUACCAAGUGCAUCAAAUAUCUGCUGUUUGUCUUCAAUUUUAUUUUCUGGCUGGCUGGUGGCAUCAUUCUUGGUGUGGCCCUGUGGCUUCGUCAUGAUACGCAGACGACAAAUAUUCUGUACCUGCAGCUGGGCGACAAGCAGGCCCCCAACACAUUCUACGUGGGGAUUUACAUCCUGAUUGCUGUUGGUGCAGUGAUGAUGUUUGUGGGGUUCCUGGGAUGCUAUGGCGCUAUUCAAGAGUCACAGUGCCUUCUGGGAACGUUCUUCACUUGCCUGGUGAUCCUGUUUGCCUGUGAAGUGGCUGCUGGAAUCUGGGGAUUUGUCAACAAAGACCAGAUUGCCAAAGAUGUGAAGCAGUUCUAUGACCAGGCAUAUCAUCAAGUGAUUCAGGGAGACCCCAGUUCAACCAAUGGGAAAACUGUUUUGAAGACCUUCCAUGAAACGCUGGAUUGCUGUGGUACAAACCUUGUGGAAAGCACGUUCACCCAGUUUGUCAGGGACGACAUAUGCCCAAAGAAGGAGAACCUGGUAUACAGCAACUGUCACCAGAAAAUUGAUGAGCUCUUCUCUGGGAAGUUGUACCUGAUUGGUAUUGCUGCCAUUGUGGUAGCUGUAAUCAUGAUCUUCGAAAUGAUCCUGAGCAUGGUAUUGUGCUGUGGCAUAAGGAACAGCUCUGUGUACUGAGAAGUGGAGAGCUGCAGGGGGAGGGGUGGGGAUGAUGGCGCUAAAGGAACCCCAAGUGCCACCACAUGACCAGGAGACAUUUCAACAAACGACAAAACCAUGUAUAUAACUACUUCCAAUAUUACCGUACAGUACUUAUCAUUUUUACUUUUUUUUUUUUUUUAAAUAAAUAAAACCUUCCCGUAUCCUUGUGGCUGAGUUAGUUACACAUCAGUUUUGUGUGGUAGUAAAAAUUACUGUACCAGCAAGUCUGGCCCUUUACCCUUCACAUUAUUUUGGCAAUGGUGCUGGUAUAGAAGAGGAACAGAGCAGAAGGCUCCUAGUUUGUUGUGAAGAUGAUGGACACCUUUGCCUUGUUUUUUUUUUUUUCUUUAAAAGCUGAUGUUUAUAAUAAUUGGAAACUGAAGCAGGGUUGUUGCUCUUCUCAUUUCCCACUCCCCCUCCCACCAGCCCAACCCCUGGCAUUUCUUAGUUGCUUACAGACAAAUUUGAUUUGCUGUUGCAAACUGAUAGAUGUGAGAGGCCAGGGUAUAGCCCGAUAGCUGAGAUGCAUCACAGAGGGACAGGGUGAAGAUAGAUUGCUUCUGUCAGGCCCAUUUGUUUUGCUAGGUACACAGGUGACUUGUUAAGCAAAGAGUUAUAAUUUUAAGCUAUUAACCUUUCUUGUUCUCCCCAGGAGGUUGCAACUCUUUUAAAUAAACAAAUUGACUCAUUCAUUUGGGGCUGAAAGUGUCUCACAGGGUCACAACCUGGGAGUGAGUUCAUAGGCCUAAAGUCUUCAAAUUCCAGAAGUGACUGAAUGCUUCUUUGCAGUCCGAUUGCAUGGAGUGGCAGGAGGAGGGGGUAACUUCCACUCAGGUGCUGUGUUCAUACUUUAAAUGAACACUUAUGUACGUAUGAUAUUUUGAAAAGGAUAAAAAAAAAAUAAAGGUAUAGGGUCUAGGCUAUAAAAAUCCUCCACAAAGCUUCAGCAAGAUAAUUGGAGGGGUUCUCCAUUUAUUUCAGAACUAAUUUUUAUAUUUUCAUCAUAGCUCUGUUUGCACCAUUUUGCUUACUCAAGGUCCUCUUGUAACUAUGCUGUCAUUCUCCCAGAAAAAUGCCACAUCCUGAUAGUUGAAAUACAUAAAUAGAUAAAGGCUAUUUUAAAAAUCCUUCUUUUUUAAACCGACAUGAAGCAUUGGAAACCAACUCCUUCAAGACAAGAAGUGUAGGAUUUAAGGAGGCAUUGGUUUAAAUACUGUUGUGCCCUCUUGUGCUUUGGUUGAAACCCAAGCUAAAUGUUCCCAACCAAAUGUGUGUGGCCUUUAUUGUAUGCCAAUCUAUCUAGCUAACAAGAGAGCUGUUGCCAUGUACAUAGAGGGGAAAGGGUGCCCCAAAUUCUGUGUAAUAAAGCUAGUAUGUGUCUCUAAAAGAUGCUCUAUAUGUAUAGAUAUAUAGAUAUAUAUUUUUAAGUAAAGCUUUUCCCUUACCCCUUUUGGCACUUGAGCUGGAAACUUUAGUAUCUUUCAGCUAUUGACUGAGCAGAAAGCAGAGUUACUCACCCCCCAGCCUGAUUAUGAUGUGAGAUUUUUUCCAUACAGGCAUGCUUCGAGCACCCUUCUGUUCUCUGGAUUGUGCUUUGUUUUAAACUUGCAAAUCCGAAUUGGGGGGAAGAGAACUGUGUUCUUCCCAGGCUAAUACACACCCUUCCAAUGUGCUACUAGUAUAAACAAUGAAGGACUCCUACAAUGAGGCAACUUGAUCAAUCCAGCGUCUUUCUCCCUCCCCCUUCUUGCCCCUUGCCUCCAUAGCAUGUAGGGGCUUUCAAAAUAUUGAUAUAUUAAAUUGUGCUAGUUCACAAUCCAGGAAGAAGGUGUCUCAGAGCCUUGAUUGAUUGGGCAUUGGACAAGAUGUAAUUGAGCCUUAGAAAUAGCCUUAAAGCAACACUACCCCGAAUGUCUAUUUUGCAUGCUUUGGAAACAAAAGCAGGUUGUGCACCAGGUCCCCCCAUUCCCCUACCCCAGCGUAGAUUUUUCAGGUUAUCUCCUUGAUACGUGGCUAGAUGUAUACUGUUAUGCAUCAAUCAAGCAUGUGUUUACAUAUGUGUACAUCAGGGUUGUUAGCAUACAGAAUGGAUGUGUAACUUGCCACCUUUUUGUCGACUGUUGAUAAAUGUGUAUAAAUAUGC